This is a messenger RNA of Trichoderma gamsii, 2505 nucleotides long. RefSeq names its product beta-glucosidase. NCBI's taxonomy places the organism in Eukaryota, Fungi, Ascomycota, Sordariomycetes, Hypocreales, Hypocreaceae. The transcript is spliced from 2 exons. Bases 1 to 2505 code for a protein of 834 amino acids. Gene Ontology annotation, molecular function: beta-glucosidase activity. Gene Ontology annotation, biological process: glucan catabolic process. The record is from RefSeq and is a predicted model, not a curated record.
AUGGCGGAAAUUGACGUCGAAGCCGUGUUGAAGAAGCUCACUUUGGCGGAAAAGGUCGACUUACUAGCAGGCAUCGACUUCUGGCACACAAAAGCCCUCCCCCAUCACGGCGUCCCCUCGCUGCGCUUCACAGACGGCCCCAACGGUGUAAGAGGCACCAAAUUCUUCAAUGGCGUCCCCGCGGCCUGCUUCCCCUGCGGCACCGCCCUCGGUUCCACCUUCAACACGUCGCUGCUCGAACAGGCAGGUAAGGUGAUGGGCACAGAGGCCAUCGCCAAGAGCGCGCAUGUGAUCCUCGGCCCGACUAUCAACAUGCAGCGCUCCCCUCUGGGCGGGCGAGGCUUCGAGUCCAUUGGCGAGGAUCCCUUCCUGGCUGGUUUAGGUGCAGCAGCUCUUGUGCGCGGCAUCCAGAGCACCGGCGUGCAGGCGACGAUUAAGCACUUCCUGUGCAAUGACCAGGAAGAUAAGCGGAUGAUGGUGCAGAGCAUCGUCACGGAGCGCGCGCUGCGGGAGAUUUACGCGCUGCCGUUCCAGCUGGCGGUGCGGGACUCGCAGCCGGGGGCGUUUAUGACGGCGUACAACGGCAUCAAUGGCGUAUCGUGCAGCGAGAAUCCAAAGUAUCUGGAUGCCAUGCUGCGCAAGGAAUGGGGCUGGGACGGCCUCAUCAUGAGCGACUGGUACGGCACUUACAGCACCACCGACGCCGCUGUGGCCGGCCUCAACCUCGAGAUGCCCGGCCCCCCUCGAUUCCGCGGCGAGACGCUCAAGUUCAACGUCUCCAACGGAAAGCCCUUUGUCCAUGUCAUUGACCAGCGAGCCAGAGAGGUGCUCCAGUUCGUCAAGAAAUGUGCUGCGUCCGGCGUCAAGGAGAACGGCCCCGAGACCACCGAGAACAACACCCCCGAGACGGCAGCUCUGCUCCGCAAGAUCGGCAACGAGGGCAUCGUCCUCCUCAAAAACGACAACAACGUGCUGCCCCUGAAAAAGGACAAGAAGACGCUCGUCCUCGGCCCCAACGCCAAGCAGGCCACCUACCACGGCGGAGGCUCUGCCGCUCUCAGGGCCUACUACGCCGUCACCCCCUUUGACGGCAUCAGCAGCCAGCUCACCUCGACCCCGUCAUACACCGUCGGCGCUUAUACUCAUCGCUUCCUCCCCGUGCUGGGCGAGCAGUGCACGACUCCAGACGAUGGCGAGGCAGGCAUGCGCUGGAGAGUCUUCAACCAGCCCCCCGGCACCCCUGAUCGGCAGCACAUUGACGAGCUCUUCUUCACCAAGACGGAGAUGCACCUCGUCGACUACUACCACCCCAAGGCCGCCGACACGUGGUAUGCCGACAUGGAGGGCACGUACACCGCCGACGAAGACUGUGUAUACGAGCUCGGCCUCGUCGUCUGCGGCACCGCAAAGGCCUAUGUAGACGGCAAGCUCGUCGUCGACAACGCAACCCACCAAGUCGCCGGCGACGCCUUCUUCGGCUCCGCAACCCGCGAAGAGACCGGCCGCGUCAACCUCGUCAAGGGCAAAACCUACAAGUUCAAGAUUGAGUUCGGCUCCGCGCCCACUUACACCCUCAAGGGCGACACCAUCGUGCCCGGCCACGGCUCCCUCCGCGUCGGCGGCUGCAAAGUCAUCGACGACCAGGCCGAGAUCCGCAAGUCUGUCGCCCUGGCCAAGGAGCACGACCAGGUCAUCAUCUGCGCGGGGCUCAACGCCGACUGGGAGACCGAGGGCGCCGACCGCGCGAGCAUGAAGCUGCCCGGUGUGCUGGACCAGUUGAUUGCCGAAGUGGCCGCCGCGAACUCCAACACCGUCGUCGUGAUGCAGACGGGAACCCCUGAAGAGAUGCCCUGGCUGGAACAGACGCCCGCUGUGGUGCAGGCCUGGUACGGCGGCAACGAGACGGGCAACUCCAUCGCGGACGUCAUCUUCGGGGCCUACAACCCCUCUGGCAAGCUGCCGCUCAGCUUCCCCAAGCGCCUGCAGGACAACCCGGCCUUCUUGAACUACCGCACCGAGGCUGGCCGCACCUUAUACGGCGAGGACGUCUACGUCGGCUACAGAUACUACGAGUUCGCCGACAAGGACGUCAACUUCCCCUUUGGCCACGGCCUCUCCUACACAACCUUUUCCUUCUCAGACCUCAGCGUCUCCCACAAGAACGGCAAGCUGAGCGUGUCUCUCUCAGUAAAGAACACGGGGUCUAUCGCCGGCGCACAGGUCGCCCAGCUGUACAUCCGCCCCGUACAAGCUGCUCGAAUCAACCGCCCCAUCAAGGAGCUCAAGGGCUUUGCAAAGGUAGAUCUGCAGCCGGGCGAGACGAAGAGCGUGACGAUUGAAGAGCAGGAGAAGUAUGUUGCUGCGUACUUUGAUGAGGAGCGCAACGAGUGGUGUGUUGAAAAGGGAGAUUAUGAGGUUAUUGUGAGUGAUAGCAGUGCUGUCAGGGACGGAGCGCUCAAGGGGAGGUUUUCAGUGGAGGAGACGUAUUGGUGGAGUGGGAUUUAG